UUUCUGUACCACGUGCCAAUCCAAUCUUAGUCUACCCACAAACAAAGAAAGUUGAGUGAUGGCGAUCUCAAUCUCACCAAUUCCUCUUCUAUCUAUCUCUUCUAAUCCUGAUAUUUCAUCGUCCACAUCUCUGAAUCAUCGCUUCGUGUCCAAUUUAUCCAACAUCAGAUUCCAUUCUGUCCUUUCCAUCUAUUCCCGUCCGCUCGAUAGGAAUCAUCAGCGCCGUCCUUCCAUCGUCUCUUCGCAGCUCUGUACACCGGAGACGCCAGAAAUACUCGAUACGUCUCUUCUCAUUCUUACUGAGAAUGCGUCGGAGGAAGAACUAUGGGCUGCCGCUUGCCUGCGCAUCCGGUCCUUUUAUGAUUUCCAAGACACUUUUGGCAUACAAGAUCAUAAGAGAUACUUGGCUGAGCGUGAGUUUGAAGCACUAAAAGAGCGCAUUGCAGGGAAGAGAAUUGGUUUUAGAAGAGUUUCCUGCAUAAAUGCCACUGUUCCACUGACGAAUAUAUCAAAAUUUUCAGAAUUAUCUGCAGAAUGCAAGUAUUCAGCUAAUGGAGAAGAGCGAGUUGUGGUCGGGACUCUUGAUCUUAAUCAGUGUGUGAGGCUCCCAGAAGAAUUGACUGGAUUGAAACCCGAGGGUAUUGGUGCUGAUUUUUCCAGAGCAUAUUUGAGCAAUGUUUGUGUUGCUAAAGAAUUGCACAGAAACGGAUUAGGUCACAUGCUUGUAGAAAAAUCAAAGGCAAUUGCUGAAGAUUGGGGAAUAUCGGAUCUGUAUGUCCAUGUUGCAGUGGAUAAUGAAGCAGCCAAACGGUUAUACUUAAGAAGUGGGUUUACAUAUGAAAAUGAGGAGCCUGUUUGGCAAGCUCAAUUUCUAGAUAGACCGGCCAGGCUUCUUCUAUGGACAGAAAUUCCCCAUAUAAUCAACUUGUGAAGGUUAUUUUGAGGUCACAAGAUGGUAAAAAUUGCUCUUAAUAUUAUUGCAUUGACAGUUGCGGCUUGACAUGAGAGGUGACAGCAAAAUUAUUGUGUAAAAAAAUAUGGAUUUAAACACCUUCUCUGCCGUAAUCAAUAUUGAAAUUAUAAUUUAAUUUUAUAAUAAUUGAAAUGGAAUUACAAUUUAAUUAUUACUU
Impatiens glandulifera is the source of this 1130-nucleotide messenger RNA. RefSeq lists its product as uncharacterized. Bases 59 to 931 code for a protein of 290 amino acids. The transcript has 5 exons. The record is from RefSeq and is a predicted model, not a curated record. Gene Ontology annotation, molecular function: acyltransferase activity, transferring groups other than amino-acyl groups. Gene Ontology annotation, cellular component: chloroplast. Lineage: Eukaryota; Viridiplantae; Streptophyta; Magnoliopsida; Ericales; Balsaminaceae.